Rhagoletis zephyria (snowberry fruit fly) is the source of this 2356-nucleotide messenger RNA. Its product is annotated as protein kinase 4. NCBI's taxonomy places the organism in Eukaryota, Metazoa, Arthropoda, Insecta, Diptera, Tephritidae. Gene Ontology annotation, cellular component: nucleus; transcription regulator complex. The record is from RefSeq and is a predicted model, not a curated record. Gene Ontology annotation, biological process: regulation of transcription by RNA polymerase II.
GAUAAAAAAAAAACAAAAGUGUCAUCAAACAAUUAAAAGGUUUUUGCUGCAGCUCACAUUUUUUAAUUUAUUUCAUUCCACUAAACCAGCGAAUUUUACUUAAAUAAAGUGAAGAUACUUUGUCCAUGUAAAAGAGUAUGUUCCUUACUAGUGAAAUGCGUUUAAAUUCCUCUCCUUGAUAGCUCCUAUUACGUGAAUUUACAACGUGUGAUGUGUGAUGUCGGCAAUUGUCUGCUCUCUAAUUAACAAAUUUAAUUAAGCGAUAAUUAAAGUAUUGGUGUGAGGCACAGAAAAAGCAUAGUGAAGCAAGCGAUCGAAACUAAAGUUGCGUCAACUUAUCAAAAGCGAAAAUAAAAAUUGAUUUCAACGCUCAGAAAAUGAUGGACGAACAGUUAAUUGACGAAGUUGGGCAGCAUGGAGUUAUAUAUAAUCGUCAAAAGUAUUACCUUAACGGUAGUAAUGGACCAGGUGGAGGAGGGGGGAAGUAUGAAACAAAAGAUGAGGCAUGGCAAACUAUUGCAAUGAAAUUGCGUACAGAUGUUGAGACUUGCAAGAAACGGUGGAAAUACUUGCGGGAACGUUAUGUAUCACAACGCAAGCAAGGCGACCCGCCGGUAUAUGAACAUCUUUCUCGUCCCUAUCUUGAGAAGAUGAAAUUCCUUGAUCAGCAUAUACAGCCCCGGAAAUCAUACCGAAAUGUGCCAAGUUUUCUCACAUCCCCCCACUCGGUGAACAGUUCCAACUACAGUGAAUUCAAUAUGGACUCAAAGUCAAAUGGGUCUAUGAAGAACAUGGGUCAUUUCGGCAGCUCGGCUGUCUCACAACAUCAUUACCACCAACCAGAUCAUCAGCACCCUAUUUCUGCGCUGAGCUCUGCUGCUGUAAAUGCGUCAACAACAGAGAAUGGAAAUGGACAGGUAAAAAUUGAAGCCGAUCAAAUGUUUCGCGAUUUUGCCGCUGCUGUGGCCUCACAACAGCUCCAACAAAUAUCACACACGCAGCUACAACAUCAUCAAGCUGCUGCAGUGGCGGCCGCUAUGGCCGAUUCCUCUCAAAACUAUAAUGAACACUAUCGAGAAGGAAACAGCUUGAGUGGUAAUGGUGUAACUCACAAUGGUAAUGGCAGCGGUAUGGGCAUAUCGUCAUCAUCAUCUUCAAUGAAAUCACCAUUAUCAUCUCCUUUAGAUGGCGUCAACAGCAACAAUCAUAGUGGCACAAGUCACAACCCAAGGGGCGCGCAGCAGGCAGUAGCCCACUCAUCGUCCUCCGAUCAAAUGGCUACCAAUUCAUAUGGCGACACCAAUAACGAUGAACUAGAUUCAUCAACUGGCAAUAAUCAUCAUACGAAAAAGCCACGAGUGCAGCUAAAUUCAAAUGUCGCCGGUAUGUCACAUAACAGCAAUCAUGCUCAGCAACCAUACUCUGGUUCACAAAAUACUUCAAAUUCCACUAACGCACACUUCGCUGACGAUACCGAUGAUGAUUCAGAUGAUAAUAGUAGUAGUUUAUUACAACCACAAACAAUAUUAAAUGAUAAUCAGAAUAACCAUUACGAUAAUGCGGCUUCGACUUCCUCAGCGGCGGCCAUGCAACGCAGUUCUGGUUCCACAAACAGUGGCCAACAACAACAACAACAACAAGGCAUGUUUCCCGCAAAUGCCGACUUCCUCUUUCAGCUUUAUCAGCAACUGCCUCACCAACAGCAAAACCUAACUACACCUCAGCAACAACAGAAUUUCAAUAAGUUUCAAACGCCACAAAAUCCCACACCGGCGCGUAGUUCCGAGCAUCUAUUGGGUGAAUUGGUAACAACGGAACUAUUAAAAAUGUCAAAGGACCGUCGCAAAAAUGUUCAAAAACGUAUUCUGGAAAUACUAUUCUUUGAUGAUUGAACAAAAAUAAAUAUACACAAUAGCAUAAGCAAGUGUUAAGAAUAAAGGUGCUCCUCGUGGCAUCGAAUAAGCAGGUGGCAGCGCGGGAAGUGUAUUCAUUCCAGCUAGAUUAUAAGCCCAACUUCCAAGCGUAUAUAUAAAUUUUAGGUAUAUGGUUAAAGAAUAGUUUAAGCAUGUAGAACCCACCUAAAUUAUUUUUAAUAUUUUUAUGUUUUUUUUCGUGUUUUUAUCAUAAUUUAUAACCUUUAAAAUAAACUCUUCUCUUCUACUCUAGUCAGUCCGUAAAGUUUGCCUUAAAUGUCUUGCUUACAUUUUCAAACAAUUAUAUAGUCGCUAAUUUCAUUUCUGUACUUUAGAUCUUUAGACAUAUGCACGCAUGUAUUUUUAUAUAACUAUAAAAAAAAACUAUUUUAGUCAGUCAACAGUAAACCCAUUUAAAAUUAGUUAAGAUACAUACAUAAAUA